CAUAGGCGUCAGCUGGUUGUUAUAGUAACAGGCGUCAGCAGUUUAGCCGCAGUGUGCGCAAUGGUGCUAAUGGUUAAUAAUGACACAUAAAAGCGUCCACUGAACUCAAACAGCUCAGGUGACGUCAUGAGAUUGGAGAUGAACACAUUGAGCUGACACGCACACAGUGAGAGAUGCCAGCAGUCCGAGCACAGAAAGACCAGUCCGAGUCUUCAUCUGAAGAAGAUGAGCUGGAGUCACAUCCGUGUAUCGGCUGGAGUGGCGUCAGCAGACGGAUUCCUGUGCUGCUGUUCUGUGCCGAAGCCAUCGUGACCAAAGAUGUGAACAUCUGCUCUGUCGGAGAGGAAUAUAAGAUGGCCUUUAAGAUUGUGCGUACGGAGAGCCGUCUUGUGCGUGGACUAUUAGUCAAUCAUGGAUUUCAUGAGGUGCAUCCAAACAGCACAGAUUUUAAUCUGAUGUGGACGGGCUCACACCUCAAGCCUCACCUUCUGCACAGUCUACAGGACUUCCAGAGGGUCAACCACUUUCCCAGGUCGUACGAGCUGACGCGGAAAGAUCGUCUCUACAAAAACAUCCAGAGGAUGCAGCAAACCCACGGCUUUCACAACUUUCACAUCGUACCACAGACCUUCCUUCUUCCGGCCGAGCAUCAAGACUUCAGCAGCUCCUUCAGUAAAGACAAGGGUCCGUGGAUCAUCAAACCCGUGGCGUCCUCCAGGGGUCGAGGCAUCUACCUGAUCAGCAGCUUGAGUCAGAUCGCGCUGGAUGAGAAUGUUCUGGUGUCGCGGUACAUCAGUAAUCCGCUGCUGAUCGACGAUUUUAAUUUCGAUGUGCGUCUGUACGUGCUGGUGACCUCAUACGACCCGCUGAUUGUUUAUCUGUAUGAGGAGGGACUCGCCAGGUUUGCCACAGUGAAGUAUGACCAUGCCACAGCAAACAUCAAGAACCAGUUCAUGCAUCUGACCAACUACAGCGUCAACAAGAAGAGCAGAGACUAUGUCAGCUGCGAUGACCCUGAAGUGGAGGAUUAUGGGAACAAAUGGAGCAUGAGUGCAAUGCUGAGGUAUCUGAGACAGGAGGGCAGAGACACCACAUUGCUGAUGGGACAGAUUGAGGAUCUGAUCAUUAAAGCGGUUCUGAGUGCUGAGAUUCACAUCGCCACAGCCUGUAAGAUGUUCGUCCCUCAUCGGUGGAACUGUUUCGAGCUGUAUGGAUUCGACGUUCUUGUGGAUUCUAACCUCAGACCGUGGCUGUUGGAAGUGAAUCUCUCUCCAUCAUUGGCCUGUGACGCUCCUCUGGAUCUGAAGAUAAAGGCCAGCAUGAUCUCUGAUAUGUUUUCUCUUGUGGGUUUUGUUUGUCAUGAUCCAUCAUCACGACAGUCACGUGCAGACAGAUCUGGAUUGGAUUCAAGAGUGAGAAACUCCAUCCAGAAGCUUCAGCGUCAGAGACUGCCGUCUGUCCACCGGCCCGAGGCUCAGAGAGACAAACAGAUGGACAGCACAGUGGGCCUGACAGCAGAGGAGGUGAAAGUUGUGAGGAGGGUUCAGGAGGAGUACGAGCGCAGGGGUGGGUUUGUUCGGAUCUUCCCCACCGCAGACACCUGGGAGCUGUACAGUGAUUAUCUGGAAUACAAGACAUCUAUGAAUGCCAUGUUGGCUAAGAAACUUUUCCAUGGAAGAUCUGGCCAAACAGCUGCGUCCUCCAAGUCAAGGAUCAGAGUGAAUGAUAAUGUAGCUGUGGCGGCAUUCUACACACAUCAUCUGGUCCAAUAUGAAAGAAAACUUCUUACUUUGGAGGCGCGCAAGCAGAAGCAUAAACCCGGACGAGCCCCCAACAAAAGAAGAGAAGAAGAUGCCAAACUGUCUUCGGCUCACGUCAGUGAGAAUGAGGAGGGGGUGGAGAGGAAGGCGGAGCCUAACUCAUCUCAUUUACAUACAGCAGACGAGCUCCACACACGCAACGCUCCGCUGAAACCCCAAAUCAAUCUGCUACACAUCGUCCAGCAGGGCUGGAGUCUCAGUAAAGUGCAGGCGCGGAUGGUGUUCUCCUGUUAUCUGCAGCGGGUUCAGCUGCGUCUGCUGACCGAGAGCACACAACACAGAGGCUCAGCGUGGACUCGGAAAGAUCACGAUCAGAUGGAGCUGGUUGUGCGUUUUCUGAAGAGGGCCAGCAGUAAUCUACAGCAGGACGUGUGUAUGAUGGACACCGGUCAUCAUCUGUCACUGCCAGACCGCCAGCGUCUCCUCUCGCAUCAGCUGGGAAACUUCAUCCAGCUCUAUCACCAGGAAACCAAGGAAAUGGUGAAGCGUUUGGAAAAGAUUUCAGAUGAAGAUCACUGCAUCAGUUCCAGUGUUUUACAGGAGUUUAUUCUGGAGGCGAGUGAAGGUGAUCUGGAGGAGGUCCUGACGUUCUACAGUCAGAAGAACAAGUCUGCCAGUGUGUUUCUGGGCAGCGGUAAAACGGAGAGGAAGCCUGAUGUUAGACAAGCCACGCACAGUGUGACACACGGGCAGGGUUUCACACAUCAGUCACAUGAAGCGCUUGUGGGUGAUGCCUCUGCUGGUUCAGAGAAUCCAGACACGAUCAUCCAGACCCAAAACACAGACGUCAGCCGUGACACUAAACACAGUAACCCAAACAAAUCUCACACAAUACAACGUGAACGUAGCAGAAACAGAGACGACACAAGCAAUCGGACUCAAGUGACUGACAGCUGUUGUUCUGUGAGGCGGAACAGAAGCACUGAAGAGCAGAACCCAUCACACACGGCGGCUUUAGAAUGUGAACACAUCGUGUUACAGCACAGCCGCCCCCCGCCCUACAUCCGACCCCCUCCACACCCUUUGGACCACACCUCCUCCUUCAGCGGCACACCUCCGACGAUCACAUGGGCUUCAGCGUGCUCUGGUUCUACUGACCCGACGACCUCUCGACCGCAGGAGUCCACCUGUGUGAACGCAUCCGUCUGCAGCAGGAGGUUCUCACGGCCGUCCUCUGCAGGACAAGUGAUGGAGAAGAUGAACGUGAGUAAAUUGAGGCCGGUUUCUGCGCGUGUUGGGAAAGAGAAGGAGUCUCUGUCGGCUCAGGCUCAGUCCAACCAGCAGGACAUCGUGUCUGCUCUGCGUAAACUGCUGGAGAAACAAGCGGCUCGACAGUACAGCUCGUCCAAUCACAUCAGUCUCCUCACACAACACUUGACUAGUCUUAAUCUGACCGGUGGACUCUUCAGUAGAGCAGGUUCUGGGGUUCCUGUAAGAGGCACACAUUUAGACGCGACGGCUGAGAGAUCCAACAUCAGAACUGCAUGUGAAAUCGACUGUGUGUGUGAUGGAGAUGCAGUCAGUGCUCAGUCAGUUGAACAGAAGCAGAGGGCGGCUACCGGCAACUAUCAGCUGCAGUUUGCCAUCCAUCAGCUACAGCAACAGAAACUGAGAUCCAGACAACUGCUGAACCAGAUCCGCACUCGCCAACAGGCCGUUCUGACCGCACACACCCUCGUACCUGCACCUUCAGAUCCAUCUCACGCUCCUGUGAGCCCACCGGACGCUCCUCGUGUCGACCCCACCAUCAGACGCAGACAGAGUCCUGCGAUGCCUGUACUCGCCCCCAAACCGCCCAGCGGCCCGCCCAGAGACGCACGCGCGUGCAGGACCGCCCACUGUCUACACAAGAGAACAUCAGCCGAUCCUCCAGCCUUCAGUGGACAUCAUGUUGUGUAUGACAGUGUGUGUGCAAAGACAGGUCUGUCAAUGUACAGUAAAGUGUUUCACACUCAGGGCUCUAACAACAGAUGAACCAAACCAAAGAUCAACCGUCAGAACACAUCUACUGAAAGCAUCAGUUCACCUGUUCUCUCUACUCACACACAUGAUGGGAAUUCAACACGCACUCCAGAAAUGACUGUGUCUGAGGUUUCAUCAAUGCUUCUCUACUCUUCAUUCUGAGGUCAAAAACUGAGCAGGAGGACUGAAGACUUACAAACAGCCGACACGCAGUCAGAGCUCAUAAAUGUGACGUUUACAUGAACAUGAACUCUUUUUUUAAGUGCCUCUUUCAGAAGUUUGUAAUGCUGGUUUGGACUAAUGAAGUUCAAUGUUCAGUUAGCGGUCCGGUAGAGUUUACCUUCAUGACAGUUUUCUGUAGCUGCUUGAGUAAACAUAAAGUCAGUUUUACUCAGUAAUAUUUGAGUAAUGUUGGGUCCUGGUAACACUUGACAAACAUGACACAAAAAUCCUCGUGUAUAAACACAUUUGUUGGUGUUUUGGCUCGUUGUGUUUUCAGGAAGAAUGAAACCUUUAAUUCUACUCGUUAUGGCAAAAUGAUAACAUUUAGUAAAACACUUGGCCAAAAUGUGUCUAAUCAUUGGGCCUUGUUUAUGAAAUAUAAGCAGAAUAAAUGUAGAAUUCUUUCUCUAAACCAAUCAUAAGCCAAUAAUAAAACUUUUGCAAAGAAACAUUUGUGUACACAGAUGUACACGGUUUUGGAUAGUUCAUAAAAUAACUUUGGUUUAGCCGUUGAAUUUAUUUCCAGCUGCAUUCAAUUCACACCUGCUCAUGUUUCAUAAAUGAAGCUUAUAAUGGAAAAGCAAUAUUUGUGAAGUUGUUAUUCAGUUUAGUUUGUUCUUAUAUUUCUUGUGUUUUUAUUAUCUGUCCUGAAUUUACUUGAAUUUCCAAUUUUAUCAGUGACCAAAAAUGAGAAAUGGAACUUGAUCUUUAAAUAACAUCGUAAGUACCUUGUCAUGUUCACAUUUAUGCUACCAGUUGUGUGAGUAAAACUGUUGGAAAACAUUUCAAGAUGUGAAUUAGUUACAUCUGUGACCUCUGUUUUACCCGAGGAAAAUUAUUAAAAUAUAUUUUCUUGCAUGUUGAUUG
Molecule: messenger RNA, 4871 nt
Organism: Triplophysa rosa
Lineage: Eukaryota; Metazoa; Chordata; Actinopteri; Cypriniformes; Nemacheilidae
Gene: ttll5
Product: tubulin tyrosine ligase-like family, member 5
Exons: 32
Coding region: 174-3794 (1206 amino acids)
Biological process (GO): microtubule cytoskeleton organization; protein polyglutamylation
Cellular component (GO): cilium
Molecular function (GO): tubulin binding; tubulin-glutamic acid ligase activity
Source: RefSeq, a predicted model, not a curated record